AUGGGUGCUCUUGACUAUCUCUCAAACUUUUGCACUGUCACCAGCAUUAGAAGAAGCAAAAGGAAGCCAUUGCAGACAGUUGAGAUUAAAGUGAAAAUGGAUUGUGAUGGAUGUGAGAGAAGAGUCAAGAAUGCUGUCAAAAACAUGAAAGGUGUUACAAACGUGGAAGUCAGACGGAAGCAACACCGAGUUACGGUGAGUGGCUAUGUUGAUCCAAACAAGGUGUUAAAAAGAGUGAAGAACACAGGAAAAAGAGCUGAAUUCUGGCCUUAUAUCCCUUACAAUCUUGUUCAAUAUCCUUAUGUAUCCCAAGCCUAUGACAAAAGAGCACCAUCUGGUUUUGUAAGAAAUGUUGCUCAAGCUGUUCCUGUGCCGAAUGCAUCUGAUGAAACAAUCACAUAUCUCUUCAGUGAUGAUAAUCCCAAUGCUUGUCACAUCAUGUGA
Molecule: messenger RNA, 444 nt
Organism: Fraxinus pennsylvanica
Lineage: Eukaryota; Viridiplantae; Streptophyta; Magnoliopsida; Lamiales; Oleaceae
Source: the annotation of a GenBank genome assembly